UAAACUUAAUUCUUAAGAAAUUGAAAUUUGUAAAUUAGUUUUUAAAUUUUCAUUUUUUAAGACUUGAAGAAAAAUAAAUCAGUUUUAAAUUAGCAACGAAACGAUCAAGUUGUUUAUAUUUUUAACUCUGUUAGUGACAUAACAUAACUGGCGCAGUCAAAAAAAAACAAAGUUGAAGGCAUAUCAACUUUAGCUCCCCACAACCAGAAGGAAGACUAAUUCAUCAACGGUCAAUCUCAUAAUUAGAGCACAUAAUAAGAGAAAGACUAUCGAUAAAGCAACCCGAAGGAAGACUAAAUCUUAUAAUUAGAGAACAUAAUUAAAGAGAAGCCAUAAAAAAAGAACAACCCGAAGGAAGACUAAAUCACCUACUUCAAUCAAUCAUCAGAACUAUGAAGGUCCUAAUAAUAAUAAUAAUAAUAGGAUUUAUACUGACACAAGCCGAUGUUGAAAUUGUUGACAUUUCUCCAACACAAGGAAUCAUUCCAUUAAAAUUAGGAACCGCUAGAACAAUUACCGACUAUAAACACCUGAUACAUAUAAUCAAUCUUGAUUCUUACGCAGACAGUAUACAAGAAAUAGAGAAAACUAUAUCCCAUUUUGAAACCACACAAUUUGCCAAAAUCGCUCUGAAAACAACAAAACUGAAAUUAAAAGAACUCAUUACAAAACUAAACCUAUUAACACCCAGAAAUAGACAAAAGAGAGGACUAAUAAACGCAUUGGGAUCAACAAUUAAAUUCAUAACCGGAAAUAUGGAUUACGAAGAUGCGGAAAAACUAAAUAGAGACAUUGAACGCCUAUUAAUGGAAAAUGGACGAAUAAACAAUACACUAAAUCAACAACUAAUUCUCAAUACUGACAUGAUAAAAAGGUUUGAAAACAUAACUAAUCAUAUAAACAAUGAGCAAGAUAUUAUAACAGCAUCCAUAAAAAAGAUGCAAGACCAAACCCGAAAUUCACUUAACCCUACAAUAAACACAAUAACACAAAUUCAACAUCUUAAUCAAAUAAACUAUAAUAUCGACAUACUCACACAACACUUAAACAAUAUCGCAGAGGCAAUUGUAUUAUCUAAAUUGAAUAUCAUUCCAAAAUUAAUAUUAGAUCCUAUAGAAAUAAUUCAAAUUCACAAAACACUAAAUAACACUAUAAAUAUACUCUCACCUGAACACAUAUUUGAACUUCUCGAAUUAACUGCAUACUAUAAUAACACUAAUAUAAUUUUUAACAUAAAAAUCCCAACACUAUCAAACUAUAAAUAUACAUUGUACCAUAUCGUACCAACACCAAUCAAUAAAACAUUAGAAAUUAUAAGCGAAGAAUAUGUAUUGAUCAAUGAGAAUAAUUCGAUAUUUUAUAAAGAUAAAUGUAAACAACUACAUUAUCCUCAUUAACCCUCCAAUACAACAAAUUAUUACGAUAUGUAACAAUAUUACCAAACAAUACACAAUUAAUAAAACUACUCUAAUUCAAUUUAUAAACUGUAAAGUGGCCAUCAAUAACAUAUGGUACAACAACGAAAACAACAUAUAUUGGGACAAUGGAAUCUUCAUUGAAAUACCACCCAAAUUCAACAAUAAAAUUACAGCCCUCUCAAACAAAAAUGAAAUAACACUUCCAAAACUAAAUGAAUAUAGAUUCCAAGAUAGAAAAAUAGUUGAAAACCUACAAACAGAUACAGAAAUACAUGAAAAAAUUACAUAUUCAGCUUUCGGAUCAGUAUCAAUUCUUAUCAUAAUACUAAUAAUUGCAAUAAUAAAAAGAAAACCAAUGACAAUAACUUAUUCAUUCGACCAGAAGAUUAA
This is a messenger RNA of Lucilia cuprina (Australian sheep blowfly), 1808 nucleotides long. RefSeq lists its product as uncharacterized. The record is from RefSeq and is a predicted model, not a curated record. The coding region runs from base 393 to 1397 and encodes 334 amino acids. NCBI's taxonomy places the organism in Eukaryota, Metazoa, Arthropoda, Insecta, Diptera, Calliphoridae. The transcript is spliced from 2 exons.